AUGCGGCCAUUCGCCAACGUCUUCUCGACGUACACCACAGCGUGCAUCGUCCUCGCCUUCCUCGCAGCGCAGACAUCUGCCUACUUCAUCAUCAACGAGCCCUCCGCGAACCGCCAGUGGACGAACAACGCCGCCAACCUCGUGUCGUGGUCCAAGGGCGUCCUGGACGGGAUACACGGGUUCGACGUCGAGAUGGCACGGAUGAGCCAGGACGGGCUGAUGCUUAUCGCGCGGAAUGUCCCCGCCAAACAAAAAUCCCUCAACCUCCUCCUGCUCGACGUACCCCCCGGCGACGACUACUUCCUCAUCUUCAUCAACUCAACACACGGCGUCAUGCACGCCACCUCUCCCCGCUUCACCGUCCUCGCGCCCUCGUCCACCCCGUCAUCUACCCCACCUACGCUCGCCGCGGGCGUGCCGACGGUGACGGUGAGCGGAGGCCCGAAUCCCACGCUGAAUUUCGCGACGACGUUCCCGGCGAUGAGCUGGGGGAGAUGGGAAGGGGGGACCUGUGGGUGGGUGUUGGGGCGUGUGUGCUGGCCGGGGUGGGGGGCGCGGUGUGGACGGUUGGGAUGGGGUUGUGGUAGUGCGCUUUUGGAUCGUGUGUCGUGUCGGAGGAGGCGGAGACGGAUGAAACGGAACGCUACACCCGACACCCGUCCACACUACGUUACGCUAUCCGCCUCUCCUCCUUCUCCUUCCUCGCCUUCCUCGCCCUCGCCUUCCACGCACCCCCUCAUCGAUCAUCUCUCACCCCCUUCGUCCACCCUCACCUCACCUCGCCCUCCUCCCUCCUCCCUCCUCCAUCCGCAUCGUCGUCAUCGUGCACCCAAAAACCCCCCGCCCUCGAGGUAG
Cyclocybe aegerita is the source of this 855-nucleotide messenger RNA. NCBI's taxonomy places the organism in Eukaryota, Fungi, Basidiomycota, Agaricomycetes, Agaricales, Hemipholiotaceae. The record is from the annotation of a GenBank genome assembly.